Molecule: messenger RNA, 525 nt
Organism: Echinops telfairi (small Madagascar hedgehog)
Lineage: Eukaryota; Metazoa; Chordata; Mammalia; Afrosoricida; Tenrecidae
Gene: TRARG1
Product: trafficking regulator of GLUT4 (SLC2A4) 1
Exons: 3
Coding region: 1-525 (174 amino acids)
Cellular component (GO): membrane
Source: RefSeq, a predicted model, not a curated record
AUGGCCCACCCUGUGGAGCCUCAGUUUCCCCUGGCACAGGAGCCAGGGACCACCUCACCUCUGGAGCUGCCGGAGAUGGAGAAGCUCCUCACCGAGGCGGAGGUCAAGGCCGAGAAGACUCGGAAGCUGUCCAAAUCCCUGUCGGGGGCGCUGGACCUAGAGCAGAAUGGCCACAGCCUGCCCUUCAGGGUGGCCUCCGAGCGGCACCUGGAGGCCCCGCUGGCCCCGUCAUCCUCACGGACCAGCUCCAGGAGGGCAUCCUCCAUCGCGACCGCCUCCUACACCCAGGACCAGGAGAUCCCUAAAGAUUAUCUCAUCCUUGCCAUCGCCUCUUGCUUCUGCCCAGUCUGGCCCCUCAACCUCAUCCCUCUCAUCUUUUCUAUCAUGUCUCGCGGGAGCGUGCAACAGGGGGACCUGGACGGGGCCCGGAGACUGGGCCGCCUGGCCAGGCUGCUCAGCAUCACCUUCAUCGUCCUGGGUACCGUCAUCAUCAUCGUGGCGGUGACUGUCAACUUCACAGUUUAG